AUGUCUGCCCAUAUCGAUACUCGCUCCACUAUUGAGCAUUCUGGUGAUAGUAAGGUAGAAAAUCCUAUUGGUCCAUGUCUGCAAAAACAAUUUUUGAAUCAUUUUAAACUGUACUCACUUGUGAAUUCGACAAGAGACAUUAUUUUUAUGAUUCCAUUAGCCAGAAAAUGUGCGACUAAUAUUGCUCCAACUUUUCAAGUGAUUAGAAAUACGAACCCGAUUAAGGUCGUCAUGGAUAAAGGUGAUCCAAUUGCCGAUAGUGCUUUGAAUAAACUUGACUCUGUCGCCCCAGGCUUAAAAAAAUAUGAUUAUGAUUUGUGGACUCCGUUCACUCGUCCAGUAAGUGGAACCUUAGAAUGUUCUCGCCGUGUGUUCGCGAAUGGUAAUGAAACCAUUAAGGCAACAAUAAUUGAACCAUCAGCAAAAACAGUACAUGAUUUACGCGAUCGCUUCCACUAUGUGGUUUAUGAUAACAAUGGAAAAGGGAUUAUCACCAGUACUGCUGACCCAUUAGUUGCCCCUUUUAACGAUUAUUUAGAAAAUCUCGUCGCUAAGCGCCAUCCGAUAUCAAAACCGGAUUCCAAGAUUCAUUCUAGCGAAUUGUCUCGCACCGUAAGAUUAAUUGUUGAAGCCGUUCGAGGAGUUCAUGUACCAACUGAAAAUACUUCCCAAAAGUCCGCAAAAGAAGAAGGAGGAGGAGAAAUCAUUGAUCAUUAUGAAGCAUUUGAAAAAGAUCACGAAGAAUCCGUUGAGCAUACAUAA
This is a messenger RNA of Debaryomyces tyrocola, 762 nucleotides long. NCBI's taxonomy places the organism in Eukaryota, Fungi, Ascomycota, Pichiomycetes, Serinales, Debaryomycetaceae. The record is from the annotation of a GenBank genome assembly.